Penicillium brevicompactum is the source of this 1851-nucleotide messenger RNA. RefSeq names its product putative MFS multidrug transporter. The record is from RefSeq and is a predicted model, not a curated record. The coding region runs from base 1 to 1851 and encodes 616 amino acids. Gene Ontology annotation, biological process: transmembrane transport. The transcript is spliced from 3 exons. NCBI's taxonomy places the organism in Eukaryota, Fungi, Ascomycota, Eurotiomycetes, Eurotiales, Aspergillaceae. Gene Ontology annotation, molecular function: transmembrane transporter activity.
AUGGGGACCUCUUCGCAAACCCGAGGCUUGGGCCCCAACCGCUCUGGGGACCGGAAGGAUGCUCGUUUGUCUUCCCACGCAUCUGAACAAAGUGCAAGCAGUCAUGUGGGAAGUCCAGGUAUCAACGGUUAUAGCGACCUCGACGGUGAUGAUUCUGGUUCCGACACCGACCUGCCGCCCCUGAGGACAUUGGAAGCUGCACCCUUGUUAACUGACCAUCGAGGGUUUUCUGGGGAAGAGAGCGAUUUUGACCAUGACGACGCGCUUGGGCAAAUUGAGGAUCAGGAAAAACCUGUCACUUGGAGCUCGCUACCGAAGAAGGGCCAGUUGGCGAUUCUGACCUUCGCUCGACUUUCGGAGCCCCUGACACAGACUUCUCUGCAGGCGUACAUGUUCUAUCAGCUCAAAUCUUUCGAUCCAUCUCUGCCAGACUCCAAGGUCUCUGCUCAGGCGGGUCUUCUUCAGGGCAGUUUUACCGCCGCGCAGUUCAUAACAGCUGUAUGGUGGGGUAGGCUUGCAGAUGCCGACUGGAUGGGUCGGAAGAGGGUGCUUUUGAUCGGAUUGAUGGGCACUUGCUUGUCAUGUAUAGGCUUUGGGUUCUCUCGCAACUUCGUAUCUGCAAUGAUCUUUCGAACGUUAGGUGGAGUGUUAAACAGCAACAUUGGAGUGAUGAGAACGCUGAUUGCAGAGAUUGUUUGCGAAAAGAAGUAUCAAUCACGAGCCUUCUUGCUUUUGCCAAUGUGUUUCAACAUUGGUGUCAUCAUUGGACCAAUCCUCGGCGGUUCCUUGGCCGAUCCUGUCAACAGUUUCCCCCAGAUAUUCGGCCCCGGAUCUAUCAUCGGAGGCAAAGAAGGUGUCUGGUGGAUGCAGCGCUGGCCAUACGCAUUGCCGAACGUCUUGAGCGCAAUUUUCAUCUUCGCAUCAGUACUCGCAGUUCUCCUCGGCCUUGAUGAGACCCACGAAACCGCACGUUACAAGAAAGACUGGGGCCGAAAACUUGGCAAGCGACUCACGAGAGCGUGGAGACGAAGACCAAGAUACUACCGCCCCCUCACACGCUCCCGAGACGACGACUCUGUCUACCAAGACGGCAGCGUGGAUGCCUGGUCUGUGCCGUCAAGCCCAGCCCGCUCACGCGUGCAAGCUCGGGUGCACAAGAGGCCUAGCUUCCGCCAGAUCUGGACUCGCAAUGUUCUCUUGACUCUAUUGGCCAAUUUCCUGCUCGCUUUCCACACGAGUGCUUUCAAUUCAAUGACAUUUGUGUUCUUGCCAGCACCCCGUGCCCCCGAGGACUCGCGGCAAGGAUUUUUCCAUUUCGGCGGCGGCCUCGGUCUUCCGUCCGCGCGAGUCGGUCUCGCUACUGCGAUCAUUGGACUCAUCGGCCUGCCGCUACAGAUUUUCUUGUAUCCGCAGAUACAAACGAAACUCGGAACUCUGACUUCAUUCCGCACUUUCCUUCCUUUCUCGCCUAUCUCUUAUAUGCUGAUGCCUUUCUUGGUGAUUCUUCCGCGCAUUCCGGCGAUUGUCUGGCCUUCCUUCACUUUCGUCGUCAGUCUGCAGGUUAUUUCACGCACAUUUAUUCUGCCUGCUGCUAUCAUUUUGGUGAACAACUGUGUCACGGAUGCAUCUGUCCUUGGCACAGUUCAUGGCGUAGCACAGAGCAUUUCCAGUGCGGGUCGCACGCUUGGCCCGCUACUUGGAGGUUGGGGGCUUGGCUUGGGCCUCGAGUACAACAUGAUCGGGGCAGUUUGGUGGGCGUUGGCUGCUCAGGCAAUGGUUGGAUGGGCUAUGCUAUGGAGUAUAUACGAGGGCAAGGGAAUAGAACAAAAGAAAGACGAGGAGGAGGAAUGA